Messenger RNA from Quercus robur (English oak), 1299 nucleotides. Its product is annotated as calcineurin B-like protein 9. The record is from RefSeq and is a predicted model, not a curated record. Gene Ontology annotation, biological process: calcium-mediated signaling. The transcript has 9 exons. Lineage: Eukaryota; Viridiplantae; Streptophyta; Magnoliopsida; Fagales; Fagaceae. The coding region runs from base 355 to 996 and encodes 213 amino acids. Gene Ontology annotation, molecular function: kinase binding; calcium ion binding.
CGUUUCUAACUUCGCAACAGACUUCUCUCGUUUUUAGAGAGAGAGAGAGAGAGAGCUUAAGAGUUUUUUUUUAGACAGCUCUUCAAAUAAAUCAGCCGUGAGUUUCUCGGUUUCUUCGCUCCCUCAAACUCAAUCUCAGCCCUCCAUCUCUCUCUCUCUCUCUCUCUUACCACCUCUGGUUUGUUCUCUUCCUCAAUUCUGUGCCCGUUAUCUCUUUUUAUACAACUCCCUCUUCGAUUUCGGUUCUUCGGCCAAUUUUUGUUGGUCGGUUAAGAUGGUUUUGCUGAUAUAUUGUAGUGAAGCCUAGGCGCUUGUUUUCAAGGGCUCUGCUUCCUCCGCCAUCUUCUUCCGUAAAUGGGCUGUCUUCAGUCUACUGGAAGAAGACAGGUUCCAGGACACGAGGACCCAAUUGUUCUUGCUUCACAAACUGCUUUUACUGUUAGUGAAGUUGAAGCACUUUUUGAGCUUUACAAGAGCAUUAGCAGUUCUGUAAUUGAUGAUGGGUUGAUAAACAAGGAAGAAUUUCAGUUGGCACUUUUCAAGAACAGGAAGAAAGAGAAUCUCUUUGCAAAUCGGAUCUUUGAUCUGUUUGAUGUUAAGAGGAAGGGAGUCAUUGAUUUCGGUGACUUUGUUAGAGCACUUAAUGUCUUCCAUCCCAAUGUUCCUCAGGAAGACAAGAUUGAUUUUUCAUUUAAGCUCUAUGAUUUGGAUAAUACAGGCUAUAUUGAACGACAAGAGGUCAAGCAAAUGUUAAUUGCACUUCUAUGUGAAUCUGAAAUGAAGUUGGCUGAUGAGACCAUUGAGAUGAUACUUGAUAAGACUUUCUUGGAUGCUGAUGUGGACAAAGAUGGGAAGAUAGACAAGUCGGAGUGGGAUAAUUUCGUGGUUAAGAAUCCAUCAUUAUUAAAGAUCAUGACCCUCCCCUAUUUGAGGGACAUAACAACGACAUUUCCAAGUUUUGUGUUUAACUCUGAGGUUGAUGAGAUUGCAACAUAAAAUGGAAAUAGCUUAGGAACAUUAUCCAAUUAGUGUGGAUGAUAUUUGGGUGGAAUUUUUUAGUAUAAUCUUUUGGGAGGAAAAAGAAAGGUACUGUUUUGUAACUUUUGUUUUUGUCUCCCCCCUCCCUCUUUUUUCCCUGGAAGAGUAGGUUGAUGUAAUACAAUUGUUAUUUACAUCGGCUUAUGAAGUGUAGGUAGAUAUGCAUAUAAAUUUAGCCGGACUCAGGCAAUUGUAAAACAACAUUAUAAUUGGAAAGUUGUAGCCAAUUUUCUUUUAAAUAGUGUUGAAUUGAAAUAUUAA